AUGUUAAAGUUAAUUCCAUUAGGAACAUCAGCUGGACAAUCCACUAUAUAUCGAAAUACAACAUCAAAUUUAAUAGAAAUGCAAAAUGGUAGAUUUAUCUUAAUUGAUUGUGGAGAUGGAAUAUUAAACACAAUAAUCAAACUAGGUAUUAAUGUUAAACGUAUAGAAUUAGUAUUAAUCACUCACCUUCAUUCAGACCAUGUAUCUGGAAUUAUUGCUUUGUUAUUUAAUUGGAUAUUAAACGACUGUGAUGUAUAUUUACCUGAAGGAGGAGAUGAUUUGAUAGAAACAUUUAAACGAAUAUCAAAGUCAUCAAUUAAUGAGAGUAUAAGAAUACACCAAAUACCAAAAGGAGAUCAUGAUAAAAUAAUUACAUUAUCAUCUGGUGUAUCUGUAGGUUGUAUAGAAAUUCCACAUGAAAUUGAAAGUCAUGGAUUUGUUUUUAAAGACCAAAGAGGUUUAGUAGUUUGCGUAUUAGGUGAUACAAGUGGAAGAAAUUUGAAUUUCCUAUAUAAAGUACAUGUUUUAGUUCAUGAAUGUACAUUUGGAAGUAGUUCUGAAAUCAAAUGGGGUCAUUCUAAUUGUAAGAUAGCUGCUCAAUGUGCAGAAAGUGUUUAUGCUGACUAUCUGUUACUCAACCAUUUUUCUGUUAGAUUCAAACACCCACAACAAUUCGUAAAUAUUGAACAACAAACAUCCCAACUUACUGAAGCAGAAGUCAUAAUUUUGAAUGACUUUGAAACUUUUGAUUUAAGUUCAGUACCAGUUAAUUGA
This is a messenger RNA of Entamoeba histolytica HM-1:IMSS, 774 nucleotides long. RefSeq names its product metallo-beta-lactamase domain-containing protein. Lineage: Eukaryota; Evosea; Mastigamoebida; Endamoebidae. The record is from RefSeq and is a predicted model, not a curated record. Gene Ontology annotation, molecular function: 3'-tRNA processing endoribonuclease activity. The transcript is spliced from 3 exons. Bases 1 to 774 code for a protein of 257 amino acids. Gene Ontology annotation, cellular component: nucleus.